Hyposmocoma kahamanoa is the source of this 2101-nucleotide messenger RNA. RefSeq lists its product as uncharacterized. Bases 27 to 329 code for a protein of 100 amino acids. The transcript has 4 exons. NCBI's taxonomy places the organism in Eukaryota, Metazoa, Arthropoda, Insecta, Lepidoptera, Cosmopterigidae. The record is from RefSeq and is a predicted model, not a curated record.
UUUAUUGCAUAUAAGAAACAAUUACAAUGUGUUGUAACCCUUUUUUUGACGUCGGAUGCGGCCACGCUGUAGCUAGUGGCAUAUACCAAGCACAAAGACUGGCGUUAUGCUGUGCGGCAGCAGCGAUUGCGGCGUGUCUUUUAGUCACACUAUUAAUCAUUGGGGGCGUAGGCGUAGGUGUUGGCUACCAUUACUGUGUCGUCGAGUCCAAAACCUAUGAAUUAGAUCUGCAAACUUUCAGAAAAAAAUAUACGCAACCUAGUGUAUGUUCAGAGGCAGACUGGUGGAAGAUCGAAGUACAGAAGACAAUGACCCACAAGAACAAUUAGCUCAAAAGGUCGAAAGGCCUAAAAGAAAGAAGAAUCCACGCGAAGAAUAUAAACGGACAACUUGGCUUUAUAAGGAUAAUGCUGGUGUCAGCUUGUACACUCAAAAACAAAAACAGCCGAAUCUCUAUGGAAAUCAACACUUGAGCAAAACGCAGUUUAAGCAUCAACGUCUUUAUUCCGAAAAACUUAGCAAUAAAUAUAACGAACUGCAAAAAUCGAAGUCAUUGCUUUUAUCUAAACUUGGACUAAACAGUUACUUAUUAAACUAAAGACAGUGAGAAUAAAUACGCCACUUGAACAAGGAGCAAUGCUUCAUGUAAAUGUGUAUAGAACAUAACGAUGAACAGCUGUAUUUAAGUGUUAGACUUAUGAUUUUAAUUUAAUUAAUUGCGGUGGUAGCCUAGUGAGAGAGCGGUUGCUUCACAGUUGGCAGGUCUACGGUUCCUUCACAGUUGACAGGUCUACGGUUCCAAUCCCUGUGGCGGCAUGUAACAAUGAUUAACUGGCGGUGCGCGACUUGAAUGUUACUAAUACUAAUAAUUCGAAUGGGCAAAUCAUUCGUCUUCGUCGAAACCAAGCAUAAUCAUUUGACUCGAGUCGACUGAUUACCGAUAACGAAUGCCCCUGACAUUCGGUCGGGUGUACGAGUCGAAUGACUAUUAUAUUGGAACUACUCGAAACUCCGCCAUGUCCAUAUCAAAAUUUCCCUGUCCCCGUCACGUUUACAUUAUUAACUAUAGGUCACAGAGGGCUGGGUGAUCACGAACCUAUGGAUAAGUAAUACUAAUUAGUAAUGAAUGAUCAUUCAGAUAAUUCAAAAACGAAAAUUACUUAGUAGGUUACUGAUUUGUCAUUCGAAUGACAGGAUUAGUAAUAAGUAAAGAGGCGAAUAUCGAAAUCAUUCGCAAUUACGCAUCGCUAUAACUAACUGACAAGUUACGUACAUUUAGAAGCAAUAGCUCUCGCUGACAGUGAACGAGAACAUCGUGAUGAAACCUGUAUACCUAAGAAGGUCACAACCCCUGGAAAAUGUGCGCAAAACCCAAUCCAUAUAGGGCCAGAGCUACGCACUCUCCUCGGAGGAGGCCCUUGCUCAGAAGUGGGACGUAUAAUGGGUUGAUGAUCACUUUUAAUUACGGAGUGCAACACGAGUUAGAUUACCCGUAGUCUUACUGAUAGAGCCACGGACACGAAAGUGAUGCCUGUGGUACUACUAGCAGAACUACGAUCAAUGUUACUUGCCCGUUGUCCUACUGGUAGAACCACGAACAAAAAGAUUGCCAUUGUUAGUACCAGUAGAACAACACGGUAGGAUCACGGGCUGCUCGAUAAAAGCAUUAUUUUAUAACACUCUUGGUACAAUAAGGCCAAAUUUGCAAAAUGACAACUUUUCAGGGACGAGAUUUAAACGCUCUACGAACGAAGUUAGUCGGUAACUUUUUUAUGCUAAAAAGAACAAAGGAGAGUUUUAUAACCCCAGUUUAUAUUAUUUUUAUGACUCAUCGUAUGGUCAUAUGUGGCUUUAUUAAACUGUGAGUACGAAUUCGAGCGAUCUUGCAUCACUUGGUAGUGACCGGACGAACAAGUCGUGCAGACCUUUAAGAAUUAAAGUGCAAGGUGACUCGACUUACAUGUCCGGUAGUGUAGCAACUUAUAAAAUUGAUAUAAAAGUUCUUAGUGUUACUUUUAAAGUAUUCUUCUCUCUUUCUCGUCUUUUUUGAGUCUCUAAUCCACUGCACAGUGUAAACCACAGAAUACACAAAACAAACCAA